Molecule: messenger RNA, 783 nt
Organism: Aspergillus japonicus CBS 114.51
Lineage: Eukaryota; Fungi; Ascomycota; Eurotiomycetes; Eurotiales; Aspergillaceae
Exons: 1
Coding region: 1-783 (260 amino acids)
Source: RefSeq, a predicted model, not a curated record
AUGCCUUCUCCCCAUCGCGAAAUGUCCCCCUCGUGGGCGCUGGUUCCGAGCCUUGACCACGCUCCCGAAGGCCUGAUUCGGGUGGGCAAUAUACUUGUGAAUCCUAGCGAGCCUCAUCGGCCGCUUACAAGGAUUCCGGCAGCUGACGAGGCGCAAGAGAACUCGCUAGCAAUUUGUGCAAGUGAUAUGCAGGGGUAUACACACGCUUAUGGUUCAUGGACUCGAAACCUAGCUUUCCCACCGGGAGAGGAGAUCCCCCCGUGGGCUCGUCCGCAUGAGGGAUCAGCGAUUUGGUGCACAAAUCUGGACAUUGAGGGUCUCCAGGACUGUUGCUUCUCCCCAAUAAUUCCCAGGGAGGAGACAGUCCAGGCCACCCUGAUGAGGGACCCUACUAUUCAAGCGCUGCUGGAGCAACAUGGCGGCCACUGUAAGCUGUAUCUAGUGAACGCUAUUAUGGUCGCCCAUGGGCUCUCUAUUAAGGGGAAACGGUAUCACUAUCCGGAGGAGGGUCGUCCUUGGGAUACUUUGGACAUCGCCAUUAUUAACCCUGGUCCGGUGAUUAUCGCCUACCAAGUGCUCGAGAUUGUAAUACACCCUGCACAAAGGGUUAUGCUCAACGUUCACCGCCCUGAUAUGCUCGACCCACACUUCUUUCCAGACACCUGGGCUAUGUUCGGACACAAAGUGCUUUCCCGGGAAACUGAGGCUGAGUAUAGGAGAAGACAAGAAGGUGAAGUUACAGCCCAGCGCGUUUUACCCUCCUCCUCCUCCUCCUCUUUCUGA